Messenger RNA from Polyodon spathula (Mississippi paddlefish), 3388 nucleotides. RefSeq names its product prolactin-releasing peptide receptor-like. The record is from RefSeq and is a predicted model, not a curated record. The transcript has 2 exons. The coding region runs from base 207 to 1247 and encodes 346 amino acids. Gene Ontology annotation, cellular component: neuron projection; plasma membrane. Gene Ontology annotation, biological process: G protein-coupled receptor signaling pathway. Gene Ontology annotation, molecular function: neuropeptide Y receptor activity; neuropeptide binding. NCBI's taxonomy places the organism in Eukaryota, Metazoa, Chordata, Actinopteri, Acipenseriformes, Polyodontidae.
CAACUUCUUGUUCGAUGCAGAUUAUUAAGAGGCACAUUCCUGUUUAAACUCGAACUCAAUGGAUAUCUCCAUUAAAACAUUUGGUUUGGGCAAACACCGAACACGGUGACACAGGAAAAAGCUCGGAUAAAUAACGGGUAACGUGUCUACAUCGAAAGCACUUUGACAUCCAGAAAGGCAGGCAGACUACACAACCCGUUCUGAAAAUGAAUCCUGACAACUUCACAGCCGCUUCUCAAAGUAUUCUGAAGGGAAUAAACAGCAACACAACGUGGAACCAAUUCACCGGACUGCAGCUCCUACAAUCUUUCAAACCUCUCAUCAUUCCCUGCUACUCCUUCGUCGUUUUCAGCGGCAUUCUUGGAAACUACCUGCUUAUCCAUGUCAUAUGCAAAACCAAGAAAAUGCAUAACGUUACCAAUUUUUUAAUAGGCAACUUGGCGUUCUCGGACAUGUUAAUGUGCGCAACCUGCGUGCCACUGACCUUAGCCUAUGCGUUUGAACCACGGGGUUGGGUGUAUGGCAUAUUUAUGUGUUAUUUCGUUUUUCUGAUGCAACCAGUUACUGUUUUUGUCUCUGUGUUCACACUGACUGUCAUCGCUGUAGACAGGUACUAUGCAACGGCGUAUCCGCUCAAGCGGCGCCUCACUAUCCCUACCUGCGCUUACAUUCUAGCUGCUAUUUGGUUACUUUCUUGUGUCCUAGCAGCGCCGGCCUUAGCCCAUACUUACCACGUCGAUUUCCCUCAACUCGACUUCUCUAUCUGCGAAGAGUUCUGGGUAGGGGUGGAGAAGGAGCGACUGGCUUAUGCCUACAGCACGCUAAUUGUGACCUACGUACUGCCUUUAAUAGUUAUUUCCUUGUCUUACUUGAGGAUCUCUGUGAAACUGAAAAACCGCGUCGUGCCCGGCAACAUCACCCAGAGUCAAGCGGAGUGGGACCGAGCGAGGCGAAGGAAAACCUUCCGUCUGCUGGUUUUGGUGGUGGCUGCUUUUGGUAUCUGUUGGCUUCCACUGCAUAUCUUCAAUAUGAUGAAGGACAUGGAUAUUAACUUAAUCGACAAGCAGUACUUCAAUCUGAUUCAGCUGCUGUGCCACUGGUUCGCUAUGAUGUCCGCCUGCACCAAUGCGAUUCUAUACGCUUGGCUGCAUGACAAUUUCAGAGGGGAGCUGAAAAAGAUGUUUGCCUGGAGAAAGAAAAGGAUAGCGCCAACAACCAACGGUGUGAUGGCCAGUGUGGUUCUUUAAAACUGUAUGAUCAUAGUGUUCGUGGUACUUGUAUGUUUUUCAUUAGGGUUUUCCCCACAAAGUUUUGUCCACAAAAGUAUUAUUUGUCUGCGACCUUAUUGAAAUAUUAUCUAAUAAACAAUACCAAUCAAGCUAUCCAUCUUAGUACAAGUUUGCUUAUAAUGUUGUAAUUUCACGAACCUAAAACCUUUCAAGAAAUGGUUCUCAGUCCUCACUAUUGAUUUAUAGUAUACAUAGCCAAUAUAUGGAGCACAUCAAUACAAUAUAAAAUUGCUCUGACAGAGGUGAAACGGACCAGCCUAGUAAAUCAGCUCAUAUACCACCAGUACAUAUCAUCACUAUACCAAUCAUAAUAACUAUGCCAUAUUCAUUACAGAAAAUAAAGGCAAAUGAACUCUUAAAUAAAGACAAAUAAACAGGUAACUGAAUCGCACAGAGAGGUAAACAAUUUCAUAUUAUAUAUGUCGGAUGUUUUUGUAGUAAGGUGUGAGGAAAAAACGCGAUUUAAAUAUGCUCUAUGUUUCAAGACGCGUUGAUCUUUGUUGCUGCUUUUAAAAACAGUUGAGUAAUGCCUCGAGAAAUGUAUUUAUGACAAACGAAACAAGGCAGCAUUCUUUACAUAUUUGUCGACAACCUCCUACUUAUAUGUUUUUAGUGUUUAUGAUCAUUUUUAUUAAGAGACAACACGCAGUUACAGCUAUUAGUGAAUUCACUUAUUAGGGUGAGUGGACAAACCUUCAAACAUAAAAAAAUAAGUGCAUACGAAAUGUAUAUGCUUCAGUUUCUGGUAACAAUAGAUGACAAAGGAUAAGCAAUGCACUGAAUAAAUAAUCCAUACUUUGGAAUACAAAGGAAAUAAUACUCGAGGCCAUACAUAUAAUUAUAAUGGCAUGUGUAGGACCUAUACGGGUCUAUAAGAAAAAUAUACUAAAUAAGGCGAAAGUAUUUUAGAUUUGGUAGGUUUCAUAUCUUGCUCCAAGACAUAUAGCGUACAAGUUGUUGAAUUUAAAUUGGCUUUACGUGCAGCCAAGUCCAUUCAAAAGUUGAGAUUUAAAAAGUAAGGUCUUGAUUGUAAGAAGCUUUCUCCUCGUAGACUCAGUAAAAAAAGGGACUGGCUUUAUUGAAGGCUUUGAUUAUUUGAAUAUAGUUUGAUAUUUCACAUCAGUUCCUUAGACACGAAAAAAUAACCUAUUAACAAAAGUCAACCGUACAAAAAACGAUUUAAAGGACAAAACAUACUGUAGGUAUUCCCAAAGACAACCGUCCACAUAAACUGCGUACCUGCCGUUUUUACGCACAAUAACAUCCGACAUAAGCACUCAAUUUAAAUUGAAUGCGUAAAAAUGUAACAGGGUCAAGAAUCACCUGUUCACAUUUAUUUUAAACUUGUAUGAUAUUUUUAUAAUUUAUUUUAUUGAUUUGAUUAGUGCACGUUUUAUGUUGUCUUGACACAUUUGGAUAACUGAUUUGUAUCACUUUAUGUUUUGAUAAUUGAUUUGUAUCACGUUAUGUUGGCUUCUCCACUCACAUCCCUUUAUUUGCUUUAUUGGGCACUAACUAAUUGAAUUAUGGAUCAAUUUACGCACAUAAAUAUAAACAGCACAUGUGUUUACAGACGAGAUGGCUACUCUGCGGUUUAUGUUUGUGAGGGUGGGAACGCAGUGUUUGGAGGAGUGAGAGAGACUGAAACAGAUCAGUAAAUGGAACAUCCCGACAAUAAGUAUUGGGCUGAUUGUAUGAUGGUGUUGAAUAACGAGCGCGAAAGGCUCCAGUGUGUUUAACCCGUUUGGUAGCAGAUGGGAAUUUAAGAAGUGUAUAGAAUAGGUUAUAUUGCGAUGCUGGUUUCUCGCUUUCUCUCUCGCUCUCUCUGUGUGUUCCCUCCCUUGCACGGACAUUGUGUGUGUGUGUGUGUGGUGUAGGUAUUUAUACUUUGGUACCAUGGUAUUGUUUUUAGUAUGACAGUUUUCCUGUGUCUUUGAAUGUGUAUCUCCACUGUAUUGCUGGGUUUCAGCGUUGUUGCAAUUGAUCUAUAAUACAUGACCUCAUUAAUGUGUACCUUUGUUUAACUGUUUGAAAUCGUGUUACCUUAAUAGGUGAAUGGAAUUAUUGUUUUAUUACACAAGUAGCGUUUUAGACUGUGU